Messenger RNA from Suillus bovinus, 1986 nucleotides. RefSeq lists its product as uncharacterized. Bases 1 to 1986 code for a protein of 661 amino acids. Gene Ontology annotation, molecular function: protein binding. The transcript is spliced from 4 exons. Lineage: Eukaryota; Fungi; Basidiomycota; Agaricomycetes; Boletales; Suillaceae. The record is from RefSeq and is a predicted model, not a curated record.
AUGCCGUCCUCACCUCAGAUUCAAUCCCUCUCCCAGCUCGGCCAGCAUGAAUCCGAGGGUUCACAUUUCCCACAAAAGCAUGAUUCCCUGUACCUAUUCGACGGCAACAUCAUCCUCAUGGCGCCAACCAAGGCUGGCGGAACGACCCUAUUUCGGGUCCAUCAGUCUAUACUAUCUAAUCAUUCACCCAUAUUUGCAAAUAUGUUGAAAUCCUCUAUCAGCGAUGAAGGCCAAAUGUACGAUGGUAUUCGAUUAGUGCGGCUCACUGAUGAUGCCGAGGAAAUCGAGUCUUUGUUCAAAUUGAUAUAUAUUCCAUCCCCUCUGAUACUCUCUCAACGCCUGAGUAGACAUGUUCCUCCGAUAGUGCGUCAUGUCCUGAAGCUUUCAAACAAAUACGAGAUGAGCAAACUUCGCCAAGCGGUUGUUCAGGUACUGGAGACACAAUGGCCAACGUCACUAGCGCAGUGGGAUAGACUUGAAGGCGAAAUAGCAGCCAUGGCCUGGGAUCAAGAUUAUGAUCACACACCACUUGAUCUUGAUCGCAACCUGCCAGAACCUGCUUUGGCGAUAAGGCUAGGUAGAGAAUUCCAUGUGCCAAGCAUAAUGCCCGCUGCUUUUUACCAUUUAUCUCGUCUCUCCAUUGGCCACUCGCUCCAUAUCCCAAGAGAUGCAGUGCGACAACGCACUGCUGACUGGAACCUUCUCACAGCAGCCGACUUGAUCUGUCUGAUUAUGGGAAAGGAAGGUCUUUCGAUGGUGGCCGCUUCCAUGUUAAUGUCGGACUGUUCCGGUGACGAGACCAUGAAGACUCAUUGGGCGGAAGGAGACUGCAGGGGAUGCAGAAGGUCGCAAAUAAUGGAACAAAUUCAUUGGGAGUGCAAGCGCACGUCCGACGUUCUCUCGACUCUUCGUCGGUACUUGACGGUGGAACCAUUUCCGUGGUCACCAAUAUGUGAAACAUGUUCCUGCGUCAUCAAGAAUCAGUUGAGGAAGGUGCGCCAAACACUAUGGGCUAUGUUACCUCUUCUGUUUCAACACGCUUCUUUGUAUUUUUUUGAUGGCAACAUCGCGCUCACGGCCUCAAAUAAUUUCGGCGAACAAACUGUUUUUCGCGUCCAUCAAUCACUCCUAUCACAUUAUUCCACCGUCUUUGCGGACAUGUUGUCGCUGCCACUUGAACAGGAAGCCGAAACAUAUGACGACGUUCCACUAGUGUGCUUGCCUGACAACGCUGAGGAGAUCGAAUCCUUAUUGAAAGCCAUAUACUUUCCGCGCUUUCCUCCGUUAUACCCACACCUAACUCGAUGCGCACCUCGCGCAAUUUACCACCUCUUGAAUCUCUCAAAUAAAUAUGAGAUCAACGAACUUCGUCAUGAAGUUGUUCAACAGUUGGAAGCAGAUUGGCCAACUUCGCUAGCUCGGUGGGAUCGACUAGAAGGUGAAAUUGCUGGGUUGAUCGACUCAGACGGUGAUUCUAUGUGUCCUGAGGAUCCACUUCCAGAUCCCGCCUCUGCCAUUCAAUUAGCCCGCGAGUGCCAGGUUCCAACAAUAUUACCUGCCGCUUUCUAUCAUCUUUCACGGCUCUCUAUUCGUUGCCAGCCUGAUAAACCCUCUAGAUGUAAGCCAUGGCGCCGCACCGCGAAUUGGGGUCUCCUCACAGCAAGAGAUCUCCGGUGCCUCCUUCUAGGCAGGGAAGGUCUUCGGCAGGUCACUGAUUCCAUGCUCACCACCGAGACCGGUGAUGUUGAGAGUCAGAUACACUGGAUGGUGGAUAGGUGUAGGGGGUCCCAACGAAUAGAGGUUAUGAACAAAAUCCGUGAAGAAUGUCAAAGUACUCCAGAUGUCCUCGCGACUCUUCGCGGGCAUGCUACAGCGGAGAAGCUCCUAAUUUGUCACAUUUGUCACAGUUGGAUUAGAGACAGGCUGAAGCAAGUUCGCCACGCACUAUGGACCAAGUUACCCACAUUAUUUCAGCUGGAGGAUUGA